GAUGUUCAAUGUGCAUCAAUUUUGAUGCAUUUUGCAUUUGAUCUACUAUAUUUCGAUAAACAAAUCUAUAUUACUUAUAUAUGGUGAAAUAAAAUGAAAGAUGGACAACUAACUACUUCUCGCAAUUAAAGUUACAAUUGCAUAUUGCAUAGUGUUUCAGUUUUUUCUUCAAGUAUCAUGAAUACUUAUUGCUGUGCUAAAUGAAAAUGGCUCAGAAUAUAAAGGAUUUGUGUCGACUCUGUGCUAAAGGCGAAGGGUUUACUAAAGAUUUAAUGGAUAACAGUAAUAAGAAUAUUCUCAAAAUGAUACAGGAAUAUGUGCAUGUAUCUGUGAACGAAACUGACGAUUUACCCACUAAGGUGUGUCUGAGCUGCGAAGAGAAAGUGGUAUCAUUUGAGCAAUUUGUGUUAGAAUGUCUAAAAGUGCAGGAAACAUUGAAGAAAAUGUGUUUAGGGGCAUGCACAACAUGCCCAAUCAAGUAUGAGUCUGAUGAUGUGGAGUUUGGACUUCCACCAAUCAAGUCUGAGGUUAAAGUGGAAAUGAUGCCAGAAGAAUUAGUGAAUGUCAUAAACAAUGAUGAAUCAUUUGGUGAUGACUUUGAAGCAGACAACUUUAGCAACAGUGAAACAAGAGAUGAAAGUGAUGGUGAACUAAGUGAUGCCAUGACAUUAGCAACACUUAAGAAAACAAAAGCAAAGAAAAACAAAAGAAAGCAAAUAAGUGAAGAAGAAAAAAUUGAAUUUAAGAAUGUACUUAAGAAAUCUAACUUGAAUGUUAAAGAUUUUGUAAAACUAGAAUGUAACAUGUGCGAUGAAGCCAUGUCAACGUGGAGCGCUUUAAGAGUUCAUUAUGCUAAAGUGCACAAAAGCAAGCCCAUGGUGUUUUGUCUAUGUGGAUUUAUUGUCAGAUCCAAAAGUGUUCUUUACAAACAUGUAUCAGAUCACCGGAUAGAAAGUCGUAAACUUAAAAAGAAUGACUCAGAUUCAGAGAAAACAGAAGAAUCGAAAUAUUCAAGUUUAAAUGUCAAUGAUUUUGUCAACUUCACAUGCUCAUACUGUGAGAAGGAGUGCAAGAGUUGGUAUAGUUUGAAAUCACAUUGCGAAGGGAAGCACAACACAACACCUGUGGUUAGAUGUAGCUGUGGCAUUACUCUAAAAUCGAAAUCUGUUCUUUACAAACAUGUACAAGAUCACAAAAAUCCCAAUGUUAUCUGUUGUGAUAAAUGUCCACGGAUAACUAAAACGGAAGCAGCCAUGAACAAACACAAAAUGAGACAUGUGCCUAAGUCUGAAAGAAAGUUUUGUUGCGCUUCAUGCGAUAAGGUGUUUAAUUCAAAGGAUACGCUUAAGUCACACGAAAGAUCGCAUAUACCGAUAGAAGAACGAAAAAUAUACCGAUGUGAAAUAUGUGAUCUCAAGUUUACCACGCGCUCGUCGGCAGCGUCGCAUAAACGCGUGGUGCACGAGAAGAUCAAGAGUUACGUGUGCGAUCUGUGCGGCUACGCGUGCGGUACUAACGGAGAGUUGCGACAGCACCGCGCCAUACACAGCGAGGAUAAGCCAUUCGUCUGCAGGACCUGCUCCAAGCCAUUCAAAACAUAUUCCAAUCUAAAGACUCACAUGGAUACUCACGAGGAUACGUCAUACGUGUGCUUUGUAUGCAACCGUGUACUAAACAGCCGACGUACACUGCGGAAACAUCUGCUGGUACACGAGGACAAGUGUCGCCACGUAUGCUCCUAUUGCAAUAAAGCCUUCAAGCGGAGACAGACUUUAAAGGUUCACAUGUACACGCACACUGGUGACAAGCCCCUUACGUGCAAGUGGUGCGACGAGCGGUUUUCGUACGCGUCUACUCUGCGCUCGCACCGGCUGCGCUGUCACCCGGACAAAAUGGCUGUCCAGUACUCCUCCUACAAUACGCACGUCGUGAUGCAAGAUGGUUACAUAAAAAACGACUUGCCCCUAAACAUUGCGAAAUCCGAUGUAGAUGCUAUUCAAUAAUAAGUAUUAUUACUAAUUUUUCUUAUUGACAUUAAUUAAUUAUUUAUCUUUAGAAGAAAUAUUGUCAUCCACUUAGUUUUAAGUCGAAUUAAUUAUGAUUUUCUGUUUGUUUAAUAAACAAGUAUCAUUUACAUUUACAA
Messenger RNA from Pararge aegeria (speckled wood butterfly), 2143 nucleotides. Its product is annotated as oocyte zinc finger protein XlCOF6-like. The record is from RefSeq and is a predicted model, not a curated record. Gene Ontology annotation, biological process: regulation of transcription by RNA polymerase II. Gene Ontology annotation, molecular function: RNA polymerase II cis-regulatory region sequence-specific DNA binding; zinc ion binding; DNA-binding transcription activator activity, RNA polymerase II-specific. Bases 201 to 2003 code for a protein of 600 amino acids. Gene Ontology annotation, cellular component: nucleus. The transcript is spliced from 11 exons. NCBI's taxonomy places the organism in Eukaryota, Metazoa, Arthropoda, Insecta, Lepidoptera, Nymphalidae.